Molecule: messenger RNA, 1638 nt
Organism: Hibiscus syriacus
Lineage: Eukaryota; Viridiplantae; Streptophyta; Magnoliopsida; Malvales; Malvaceae
Product: glycerol-3-phosphate 2-O-acyltransferase 6-like
Exons: 2
Coding region: 33-1544 (503 amino acids)
Biological process (GO): cutin biosynthetic process
Cellular component (GO): membrane
Molecular function (GO): phosphatase activity; glycerol-3-phosphate 2-O-acyltransferase activity
Source: RefSeq, a predicted model, not a curated record
AACCAUAAAAGUUUCUUAGCUCUUCCAUAAUCAUGGGGGCUCACCGUCGUUUCGAUCCGAUCUCGAAAUGUAGCAGCGAGGGUAGAUCGAAUCAGACGGUGGCUGCGGAUUUAGACGGAACCCUUCUCGUAUCACGAAGUGCUUUCCCUUAUUUCAUGCUGGUUGCACUCGAGGCCGGUAGCUUUGUUAGAGCACUUGUACUCUUGACAUCCGUUCCAUUCGUGUACUUUACCUACUUGUUCAUCUCCGAAUCCGUGGCCAUUAGUACCUUCAUUUUCAUCGCCUUUGCCGGGCUGAAAAUUCGAGACAUCGAGCUCGUCUCGAGGUCGGUCUUGCCCAAGUUUUAUUCGGAGGAUGUUCAUCCAGAGACAUGGAGAGUUUACAGCUCCUUUGGGAAAAGAUACAUUGUCACAGCAAAUCCUAGGAUCAUGGUGGAACCUUUUGCCAAGACAUUUUUAGGAGCUGACAAGGUUAUUGGAACCGAGCUGCAGGUGACGAAAUCGGGCAGGGCGACCGGUUUUGCCGUUAAACCCGGUGUUCUGGUCGGAGAACACAAAAGUGCUGCCGUCUUAAAAGAAUUCGGCUCCAAGUUGCCGGAUUUGGAUUUGGGCCUGGGAGACCGAGAAACUGACCAUGAUUUCAUGUCAUUAUGCAAGGAAGGAUACAUGGUGCCAAGAACCAAAUGUGAUCCAUUACCAAGGAACAAGCUUCCAAGCCCUGUUAUAUUCCAUGAAGGUCGCCUUGUCCAAAGGCCUACACCAUUGGCUGCCCUCUUGACCUUCCUAUGGCUUCCCAUAGGCUUCAUCCUCUCCCUACUCCGGGUUUACACCAACAUCCCGCUGCCGGAGCGAAUUGCUCGGUACAAUUACAAGCUCUUAGGGAUCAAAUUGAUUGUUAAGGGUACACCACCACCACCACCCGGGAAAGGCCAGAGUGGAGUCCUCUUUGUUUGUAACCAUAGAACGGUGUUGGACCCUGUUGUGACAGCGGUUGCCUUAGGCCGAAAAAUCAGUUGUGUUACUUACAGCAUUAGCAAAUUCACUGAGAUCAUUUCGCCAAUUCGGGCUGUUGCGUUAUCGAGGGAAAGAGAGAAAGAUGCGGCCAACAUCAAGCGCAUUCUCGAGGAAGGUGAUUUGGUUUUAUGUCCCGAAGGGACAACUUGCAGGGAACCUUUCCUGCUAAGAUUCAGUGCUCUGUUUGCUGAACUCACCGACAGAAUUGUACCGGUCGCAAUCAACACGAAACAAUCAGUCUUCCACGGGACAACGGUCAGGGGUCACAAGAUGUUGGAUCCUUAUUUCGUGUUCAUGAACCCGAUGCCUACUUACGAGAUCACCUUCUUGAACCAGCUGCCUACAGAACUCACUUGCAAAGGUGGAAAAUCAGCCAUUGAAGUUGCAAACUACAUCCAAAGGGUGCUCGCCGGAACAUUAGGAUUCGAGUGCACGAACUUGACUAGGAAAGACAAGUACGCUAUGCUUGCGGGAACCGACGGUCGGGUUCCAUCCAAGAAGGAAAAAGAUCAGGAAAAGGAAAAGGCUUAAUCAAAAAAAGAAGAUAAUUUACAUUAGUUUGGCUAUUGUUUUGCAUUGUAUUAAAAACUGUCUUACAAAUAAAAAUAGAUUGUAAUGCUAAUUA